This is a messenger RNA of Tachyglossus aculeatus (Australian echidna), 1934 nucleotides long. It is a transcript of the gene ZNF703, whose product is annotated as zinc finger protein 703. Gene Ontology annotation, cellular component: nucleus. NCBI's taxonomy places the organism in Eukaryota, Metazoa, Chordata, Mammalia, Monotremata, Tachyglossidae. Gene Ontology annotation, biological process: negative regulation of DNA-templated transcription. The record is from RefSeq and is a predicted model, not a curated record.
GCUGCCGCCGCCUCCCGGCCCGGCCCGGGCCCGGCCCGGGAGCUCGCCCUCCUCUCCCCGGUGCCCGCUCCAAAUGAGCGAUUCUCCCGCUGGAUCUAACCCAAGGACACCGGACAGCGGCGGCAGGGGCGGGCACUGGGCGGCGGCCCCGGCGGCGGUGACCCUCUUGCCCCCGGCGGACCCCCUGCGGCAGGCCAACCGGCUGCCCAUCAGGGUCCUGAAGAUGCUGAGCGCCCACGCCGGACACCUCCUGCACCCCGAGUACCUGCAGCCGCUCUCCUCCACCCCCGUCAGCCCCAUCGAGCUGGACGCCAAGAAGAGCCCGCUGGCGCUGCUGGCCCAGACCUGCUCGCAGAUCGGCAAGCCGGACCCUCCGCCCUCCUCCAAGCUGGGCCCCGGCGACAAGGACCCGGCCCGCGCCGCCGCCGCCGCCAAUGCCACCUCUAAUGCCAAUGCCACCGCCAAUGCCAGCCAAAACGGCUCCUCGGCCGGCCUGAAGCAGCUGGGCGGGGACUGCCCGUCGGAGGACAAGUCCAGCUUCAAGCCCUACUCCAAGGGCCCCGGCGGCGACCCCCGCAAGGAGGGCGGGCCGGGGGACAAGGCGGGCACCCCGGGGGACAAGGCGGGGUUCCGGGUGCCCUUCCCGGGGCACGGGGCGCCCCCGUCGUCGUCGUCGUCCUCGUCGUCCGCGGCCUCGUCCGCGCCCGCCUCCUCGUCGUCGUCGUCGUCGUCGUCCUCGUCGUCGGGGUCGGGGUCGGGGUCGCCCCCUCCGCCGCCCCCGGACUGCAGGGCCCCGGGCGAGCCGGACAAGCGGGAGGCGGCGUCGGAGCCGCCGGUGCCCGCCUUGGCCGUGGCGGGGGAGCCCGUCUCGGGCCGCAAGUCGGAGCCUCCGCCGGCGCCGUCGCCGCUGGUGGGUCCGGCCCACGUGGCGCCCGUGUCGCCCUACAAGGCCGGCGGGCCCUCGGUGUUCCCCCUGCCGCCGUCGGGCCUCGGCUACCACGGCUCCCUGGUCGGGGCCUACGCCGGCUACCCGUCGCAGUUCGUGCCGGGGCUGGAGCCGGGCAAGCCGGGGCUGGUGGGCGGCCAGCUGGCCGCGGGGCUGGGCAAGCCCCCCAGCUCCAGCCCGCUGACGGGGGCGUCGCCGCCCUCCUUCCUGCAGGGCCUGUGCCGGGACCCCUACUGCCUGGGCGGCUACCACGGGGGCUCGCCCCUGGCCGGCUCGGCCUGCUCCACCUGCAGCGGCCCCGACCCGGGCCCGGGCCCGGGGCUGAAGGCCGGGGGCUACCCGCUGGUUUACCCGGCCCCUCCGAUGCCCCCCCAAGCCGGGCUGGCCUCCUCGACGGGCGCCGCCGCCGCCGCCUCGGCCCUGCCCGGGCCCCCGGGGCUCUACGGCUACGGCUUCGUGCUGCACAACGAGCCGCUGCCGCACAGCUGCAACUGGGUGGCGGCCGGCGGGCCCUGCGACAAGCGCUUCGCCACCUCGGAGGAGCUGCUCAGCCACCUACGGACCCACACGGCCCUGCCCGGCGCCGACAAGCUGCUGGCCGCCUACCCGGGCGCCGUCGGGCUGGGCACCGCCGCAGCCGCAGCCGCAGCCGCCGCGGCCGCCGCCUCGUGCCACCUGCACCUGCCCCCGCCCGGCAGCCCCGGUGCCCUCUCCUUGCGGAGUCCACACACUUUGGGCCUGGGCCGCUACCACCCCUACGGCAAGACCCACCUCCCCGCGGCCGGGGGGCUGGCCGUGCCCUCCCUCCCCACAGCCGGACCCUACUACUCGCCAUACGCGCUCUACGGACAGAGACUCGCCUCGGCCUCGGCCCUCGGAUACCAGUAACUACCCCCCCUUCCUCCUCCUCCUCCUCCCCAUCCCCUUCCUCCACCCAUCCUCACCCUCCUGGACUGUGUAUUUAUUUACUGUAACGGUAGCUUAUAAA